CUGGCCUUCAAGCGGCAAGUGCCAACGGAGCAAGCCCGAGCCUAUGCAGAAAAGAACUGCAUGACCUUCUUUGAAGUCAGCCCCCUGUGCAAUUUCAACGUCAUUGAAUCUUUCACUGAGCUCUCCCGUAUUGUGCUCAUGCGGCAUGGCAUGGAGAAGAUCUGGAGGCCUAAUCGAGACACUCCUGUCUCUGCUCUUUGUCUCCGGGCUCAUCCACCUGACCUCGGAGACCAACCUGCUACCAGAGCCUGGAAGCCACCCUGGUAUGUGCCCCAACCAGCUCAGCCCACACCUGUGGGUGGACGCCCAGAGCACCUGUGAGCGUGAGUGCACCAGGGACGAGGACUGUGCAGCAUCCGAGAAGUGCUGCACCAAUGUGUGUGGAUUGCAGAGCUGUGUGGCAGCCCGCUACCCCAGUGGUGGCCCAGCGAUAACUGAGACAGGAGCUUCAUGCGAGGGUUUCCAGUGCCCACAGCAGGGUUCUGACUGUGACAUCUGGGAUGGGCAGCCAGUCUGCCGCUGCCGUGACCGCUGUGAGAAAGAACCCAGCUUCACCUGUGCCUCUGAUGGCCUCACCUAUUACAACCGCUGCUACAUGGAUGCAGAGGCCUGCCUGAGGGGCCUCCACCUGCAUGUUGUGCCCUGCAAGCACAUUCUCAGCUGGCCACCCAGCAGCCCAGGACCACCUGAGACCACUGCCCGCCCAACCCCUGGAGCCGCCCCCAUGCCACCUGCCCUGUACACCAACCCCUCACCACAGGCAGUGUACGUGGGAGGGACAGCCAGCCUCCACUGUGAUGUUAGUGGCCGUCCAACACCUGCUGUGACCUGGGAAAAGCAAAGCCAUCAGCGGGAGAACCUGAUCAUGCACCCGGACCAGAUGUAUGGGAAUGUGGUGGUCACAAGUAUUGGACAGCUGGUGCUCUACAAUGCCCAGCCAGAGGAUGCAGGCUUGUAUACUUGCACUGCACGCAAUGCUGCUGGCCUGCUGCGGGCUGACUUCCCCCUCUCUGUGGUGCAGCGGGGAACUGCUCGGGACCGGGCCUCAAGUGUCCUGGCCCUGGCUGAGUGCUUGCCUGACACACAGGCCUGCGUUGGGCCCUCGACCCCCUACCAUGUCCUCUGGCGCUUUGACCCACAGCGGGGCAGCUGCAUGACCUUUCCAGCCCUUGAAUGUGAUGGGGCCACCUGGGGCUUUGAGACCUAUGAGGCAUGCCAACAGGCCUGUGCCCAUGGCCCUGGGGAUGCCUGUGCACUGCCUGCAGUUCAGGGCCCUUGCCAGGGCUGGGAACCACGCUGGGCCUACAGUCCACUCCUACAGCAGUGCCACCCCUUUGUGUAUAGUGGUUGUGAGGGCAAUGGUAACAACUUUGAGAGUCGAGAGAGCUGUGAGGAUGCCUGCCCAGUGCCACGAACACCACCCUGUCGUGCUUGCCGCCUCAGGAGCAAGCUGGCACUGAGUUUGUGCCGCAGUGACUUUGCCAUUGUGGGCCGACUCACAGAGGUACUGGAGGAGCCUGAGGCUGCAGGUGGCAUUGCUCGUGUAGCUCUAGAUGAUGUGCUCAAGGACGACAAGAUGGGCCUUAAGUUUUUGGGCACGAAGUACCUGGAGGUGACACUGAGUGGCAUGGACUGGGCCUGCCCGUGCCCCAAUGUGACAGCUGGUGAUGGGCCACUGGUCAUCAUGGGUGAGGUUCGUGAAGGUGUGGCUGUGCUGGAUGCCAACAGCUAUGUCCGUGCUGCCAGUGAGAAGCGUGUCAAGAAGAUUGUGGAGCUGCUUGAGAAAAAGGCCUGUGAGUUGCUCAACCGCUUUCAAGACUAGCUUCACCUGUGAUCCCAACUCCUACCCUUCUUCCCACUAAAUAAAUGCCUAUCACUCAUU
Molecule: messenger RNA, 1882 nt
Organism: Nannospalax galili (Upper Galilee mountains blind mole rat)
Lineage: Eukaryota; Metazoa; Chordata; Mammalia; Rodentia; Spalacidae
Gene: Wfikkn1
Product: WAP, follistatin/kazal, immunoglobulin, kunitz and netrin domain containing 1
Exons: 3
Coding region: 146-1822 (558 amino acids)
Biological process (GO): negative regulation of transforming growth factor beta receptor signaling pathway
Cellular component (GO): extracellular region
Molecular function (GO): serine-type endopeptidase inhibitor activity; receptor antagonist activity; transforming growth factor beta binding
Source: RefSeq, a predicted model, not a curated record